CUAUAAACCGUUACUCCAAUUAGAUAGCAUUGGAAGCAAGAAAGAAGUAAAGAAUGACUCCUCUCUCUCUUUCUCCGGUUCGAUUAUUGGUGGUUGUGUUGGCAAUUACGGCGUCGUUCUGUAAGAUUGAGGAGGCGGACGGAAGAAGAGACGGAAGAGUAGUAAUUGGUGCUCAGAGAGAGUUCGAUUACUUCAACUUGGCUCUUCAAUGGCCUGGCACUGUCUGUCGCCGUACUCGCUAUUGUUGUUCUUCCAAUGCCUGUUGCCGCGGAUCGAAUUCGCCGACUGAAUUUACAAUCCAUGGACUCUGGCCUGACUACAAUGACGGGACCUGGCCUGCCUGUUGCAAGCGAUCUAAUUUUGAUGAAAAAGAGAUUUCAACAUUGCUUGGUGCUCUAGAGAAGUAUUGGCCAUCUUUAAGUUGUGGUUCAUCAUCAACUUGCUAUAGUGGAAAAGGGUCAUUUUGGGCUCACGAGUGGGAGAAGCAUGGAACUUGUAGUUCUCCUGUAACUGGAGAUGAAUACAGUUACUUUUUAACCACCCUCAAUGUGUACUUUAAAUACAAUGUCACGAAAGUACUGAAUGAAGCUGGAUAUUUUCCUUCUAAUACUGAGAAGUAUCCCCGUGGAGGCAUUGUCUCUGCCAUUCAGAAUGCUUUCCAUACAACCCCUAAGCUUGUUUGUUCUAAAGGUGCUGUGGAGGAACUUCAUUUGUGCUUUUACAAGGAUUUCAAGUUGCGGGAUUGUGCUGCCUCAAAAAGCUCAUGUCCCAAGUACGUUAGCUUGCCAGCUUAUUCAUCCCGGGGUAGGGCUUCAUGGUGACGAUGCUGCAAUUCCAUGCAUCCACCCAUUGGGAUCCUGUCAGGGUCCAUGUGUUGUAAAUUUGUUCCACAAUAAAUUUAUACCCAAAAAUCAUGUACGAAAUUCUUGCAUCAUGAUUAAUUUCUAAUCUACAAAUUGAUCUGAAGUAUGUUCUUUUAA
Messenger RNA from Pistacia vera, 980 nucleotides. Its product is annotated as ribonuclease 2. Bases 54 to 821 code for a protein of 255 amino acids. Gene Ontology annotation, molecular function: RNA binding; ribonuclease T2 activity. Lineage: Eukaryota; Viridiplantae; Streptophyta; Magnoliopsida; Sapindales; Anacardiaceae. The record is from RefSeq and is a predicted model, not a curated record. Gene Ontology annotation, biological process: RNA catabolic process. The transcript is spliced from 9 exons. Gene Ontology annotation, cellular component: extracellular region.